Alosa alosa (allis shad) is the source of this 5322-nucleotide messenger RNA. RefSeq names its product TBK1 binding protein 1 (gene tbkbp1). NCBI's taxonomy places the organism in Eukaryota, Metazoa, Chordata, Actinopteri, Clupeiformes, Clupeidae. Gene Ontology annotation, biological process: canonical NF-kappaB signal transduction. The coding region runs from base 116 to 2077 and encodes 653 amino acids. Gene Ontology annotation, cellular component: cytoplasm. The record is from RefSeq and is a predicted model, not a curated record. The transcript is spliced from 11 exons.
CGCCUGGGUAUUCUUGCGGGUACGGAAACGAAAAUGAGAGCGUCAUGGAGUCUUUUCGGAGUGUAUCAAACGUGCAGAGGCAGACAGCGCGCCGUGUAUACAGCCAUGUUCCAAGAUGAUGCCUCAUCAAAGGACCGCGCGUUGGGAAAACAAUAGGGCAAAAUGGUUGAGGCUCUGUGAGAUGGAGUCUCUGUUCGGUGGGGAGCUAGGCCUGCUGGGCGGAGGUGAGGGUGGGGGCCUGAAGGAAGAUGGCGGCUGUGGCGGCGUGGGCUGGCGGGGCUCACCCUCCCCCGAGGACAUGUACUCGGCCUCCAACUUCGCCCUCAUCACCGCCUACCAGGAGAUCAAGAGCCGCCUGGCAGGCCUGGAGCGCGAGAACAGCAGCAUCAAGCGCAAGCUCAAGAUCUACGAGAUAAAGUUCCCCAUGAUCAGUGAGUUCGGGGAGGACCGUAACUCCUACUGCUCCUUUGAGCCCAAAGAGACCGCCCUGCUGCAGUCAGAGAACGGCAACCUGCAGCAGAGAGUCAACAUGCUCACACACGAGCUCCAGAAGAGUAAGGAGCGCGAGGAGCAGCUGGAGGAUGUCAUCCAGGCGUACGAGAAGAUCCACAUGGAGAAGACCAACCUCCAGAGAGACCUGGACAAGAUGACGUCUCUGGUGGAGAAGCACGUGGAGCGGAUCCACAGUCUGGAGGUGGCCCUGCGUCAGCGCGAGAACUCCCUGCACAAGCUCAACUCCCAGCUGCACAGUAAGGACAUGCAGUACCUGCAGCUGCACGCCAGCCCGGACACACACAUGCUGGACUGUCCGGCACUGACCCUGCAGAGCUCCCGUAGUCUGGACGCGCUGUCUGACCUGAAGCUGCAGCAGCUGGAGGCGGAGCUGGAGGGGGCGAGGCACGAGGCCGAGGGGGCGUGUCAGCGGGAGAAGGAGCUCAAGGCCCAGUGUGAGCGCAUGCAGGACGAGCUCCGGGAGCUGCAGGACAACCAGAGAGAACGCGACAUGAGCUCCACCUGUGCCCAGUGUGACGUCGAGUGGAUCAAGAAGGUCGGGGACGAACAGGUGAACCUGGCCCUGGCCUACACAGAGCUGACCGAGGAGCUGGGCCGACUGCAGGCCCUCAGCUCCAAGCAGACGGAGAUCCUGAGGAAGGUGUCCCAGGAGCAGGCUAGCCCGGUUCAGCGCCACUCACCCAUCCCCCAGCGGCACUCGCCCGUGCCCCAGCGUCACUCCCCGGUGCCCCAGAGACGAUCCCCAGUGCUGCAGCGGCUCUCCCCGGACAUGCACCGCCGCUCGCCCUCCCCCUUCGCGGAGCUCAGCGACGGGCCGGCCUCCUACUCCUGCCGGCCGCCCACGCAGCACCUCCGCGCCAGCUUCCAGGGUCGGAGGAGCUACUCGGAGGUGGCCGACCCGUCGGCGUACCAGCGGCCGCCACGCUUCACCCUGGACCCGGUGUCCACCCUGCCCAAGCCGCGGCCCUAUGUGGAUGGCUACCAUAAGCAAGGAGGGCCGCAGCAAGGUCAGCAGCAGCAGCAGCAGCAGCAGGGGCAACAGCUGCAGCAGCUGCAGCAGCAGAGCCAUGGCGGCGGUGGUGGUGGUGGUGGCGGGCGGAUCGAGUCUCCGCGCCACUCGCCGAGGGAGCUGGGCCUGUCGCUGGCCGAGGUGUCGCACUUGCGCUUCGAGCCGCAGCCGCCCACGCCGCCGGCCCCGCUGCACCCCGCGCCACAGCCGCCGCAGUCGUCCGAGGAUGAGGAGGAGUGGAGCUGCCCGCACCCCAUCAGCCCCGCGCGGACUCUCGGGGCGUCCGGGGUCUCGGUGGUGUCUCCCGGGGUCAUGAGGGGUCCGGCGUCCUGCUCGGCGUUCCCUAUACCAUCACGGCCAAACACGCUCUGCCCCCAAGCAUACUUACAUGCAGAGCAUGCCCAGUCCUGGCCCUCCAUCAACCUGUGGAUGGAGACCGAGGAGGAGACCGACAUGCGAAGCUGCCCGCUGUGCCAGCUCAUCUUCCCCAUGGGCUACCCCGAUGACGCCCUGAUCAAGCACAUCGACUCGCACCUGGAGAACAGCAAGAUCUGACCCAUCGUUCUCUCCAAGCACCCUCCACUAUCUCCCACCUCUUCUACUCUCUCUAUCUCUAUCUCUCUCUCUCUCUUUCUCUUUCCUUCUUUCAGUUUCAUCUUCUAACCAUCAUUGCGAAAAUGGCUUUUCUGCCCCCGCCUGUCGCCAGUUUAAUUGUGUUUUUCUGGGUGCCUUUGGACAGAGAUUAGGUUCCUGUGGUUCCGCUGGAGAUUGGAUUGAGGGGGAGAUAAGGCUGUUGUAGUGGUGGUGGAAUCCAGUUGUAAAGAGGUGAGCAUGAGCAUCCUGGAAACUGAGUGAGUGAGUGCACAAUAACACUCCGCAAGCCGUGGGAGGACUCUGAUGAAGAUCACUGAAAGCCACAGUGUGAUGUGACACCCCACACACACACACACACAAACACACACACACACACACACACACACACACACACAGAGAUUGCUGCAGCUUUCGGGAACCCUGCAUUAUCUCUCUUCGAUCAGGAUUCUCCUAAAGCCCCCGUCAGCCAUGCAGAGGCAGCACUCUCCGCUGUGGGUCUUUAUCAGCAGUAAAGCACACUCCGUUGAUGGCUAGACUGCCAGGGAGAACACAGAUUAUCUGCCGUGGCUGAUGAUUAGCCUGGUUUGGUUGGCUUUUUGUUUUAGCUCCAUAUGAGCUCUAUGAAGUUCUGUACCUGAUUGUGCAGCGUACUGUGAGAGGAAAAAAAGCCCCAUAUUGAUUUGUCCCUGACAGAAAACCUAAUUUUUGUUUCUAAGUGAAGCUGCCUUUCAGGACUGCUCAAAACCCCAUGAAUUGUAGUUUUUACUAAAGGGUGUUUCUUAGCAUUGAAAACAAAACAAUGACUCACCCCACCCCCACCACAGGGACAAAUGGUUUCACCCACCAGUAUCCUUUUGCAUCUGAGAGUGCAAAAGCAUCAGGUAGGGCCUCCGGCGUCAGCACCUUAGCUGUGUGAGCUACUGUCAGUCAAUGUUCUGAUUGUAGAUGUGAAGACAGGUGUCCUGCAGGGCGAGCACCGUUGCUAUAGUAACCACAGUCAUUUUGAUUGGGUCCAAAGUUGUGUAAAUCCAGUUGCUGCAUUUGCAGGUGGAAAAUUAUUUCAUUAAAUUUGUUUUAUUUAUUUAUUCAAAAUCACAGCACUUUACCCAACCCACGACCACAACCCCCACCCCCUUUGCUUUUGCACCCUAAGAAAAGGGUCGACAUUGUAACCAAUGAAGCAAAAAAGUCAGAUAGUUUAUUUUUUGAAAGAGAAACUCUCCAAAUUAUUUUCCCGUAUGUUUCAUAGGAUUGUAGGACUUUUUUUGAACUACCAACUAGAAUGAGGUACCAUAGGAAGUAGACACAAGUUACUGAUAGCAUUUGCAUGUAAUAUUUCAUCCAUUGUUUCCACUGUACGUCUUCCUAAAGAUCUCUCAUAAAACAAGCUUUGACAUGAGACCUCCAACAACAAUCCUGUGUGGAGACCGAAAGGAACCUGAACAAACAACACCAAAAAAAAAAAAAAAUCUCAUUGUGUAUGUCCCUGUCAUGUAUGUUCAAUAGUUGUUAGAUUCCUGUGAAACUAUGUCAUCAACAGGACAGAUAAUCACCACAAAUAUUUUUAAUAUAAAGAAAUGCUGUUAUGAAUAUGAUGUACGUAAUUGGUACUUAUGCUGAGUCAUAGGUUAUGGUUUAGACACAGAUAGUUGUGCAUAUAAUCAUUCCAUCUGAAAAAGCAUUCAGUCAACAGGAAAUAAGUAUGUUGUAGUGAUUUAAAAAAACAAAUGUAUCGAAAAUGAGAAUAUUUAUCAUUACAAAGUCCUCAAAGCAUUUUAAUACUCUGAAACGUUUAAAAACUAUCUUUUCAAAUAAAUCUGUACACAUUAUGUAUCUCAGUUUUAUUGUGUGAAAUACUGUUGAAAUUGAAAUGUAUGUAAAACAUAAACAAGCAUUUUGGAAGCUCUGUUGUAAAAAAAAGAAAAAGAAAUGUAUAAUCGACAAGGAGCUCCCUUCUGCUUAUUGAUGACGUAAUGUGCCAAUAUAUAUAUAUAUAACUGAAAGCAAACCAAUACUAACAACAAAUAUGUUCUAAAUCACCCCCUAUAAUCCUUGUUAAAAUAGUAGAGUUUUUCUUCCUCUUUCUGACCGGACCGUCCUACACACAUUUAGGGCACUCAACAUGUGCCUGACCUAAUUAAAGAGAGAAAGGAACACAUGAGAAUUGUGAGCACUUCUACUUUCUAUGCUAAAUAAAACCCCAAUCAUGCUCAGGCCACGCAUAUCAUAACUAGUGAUAGUUUUGAGGGCAUCCACAAAUAACAAAAAAAGCUUAAAAAUAAAAACGUAUUAUUAAACGCAAAAGAACUUAUGAUCUAUUCACCCCAAAACUGUACAUAGAAAAUCAAUCAUGAUCAGUCUUGGCACACAGUGAGUCUAUGUAAUGCAUCUACAGUAUAGUAUUGGGGGAGCUAAGGCUGUGAUGAAAGGAUCUAACCAAAGAGAAACUAAGGGUGAGAAGAUUGAAGACUAAACGCAAAUCCAUUUUUUUUCUGAUGAUGGCAAAGUACCAAUUAAGCAUAUCAUGUUCUCAUGCUGUAAGUAGAUUUGAAUGGGGAUAUACUAUGUGUAUGUGAUGACUCAAACACACAGACCAGCAUCAACCACAGUACAUGGACAGAAAACCACCAACCCCUCCACAGUGAGUGUAAAUAGCGCAUUGCUGUACAGUACCCACCCAUGGCCCCGUUUGACAAGAGCUUGAAUAUGUUUCAGGCACUAUUCACAAAGAAUACACUCAGGAGUUAUUUAAAGAGCUAACACUGUUGUUUCUUUUUGCAUUUGUAUCUCCUUAUAUGUUCCUCAUUAAUUUAAUCCUUUCAUUCUUUCUCUUAAAAGUAUUUUUCCUUCCUAAUAUAUUGGCAAAUUUGAUCUUGAUGAAAAGAAACAGAUGUUUUUCUUUUUUAAAAAAAGUUGUCAAGUCUCUGAUUUUCAUCUCUUGAUUCUUAUUGUAAGAUUACCUUAUUCUAACGUCCUACUGUUUUUCUUUUUUAAAUAACUCAGGGGGCAAAGCUUUGUGAAUAUGGCUUUCUUGAAGGCAUGGCAAAUCUGCACAGGUACUACUAAAAAAAACGUGUCAAAUCACAGAAGAGAGAGUGUCACACACAUCUUGAUAACAACAGCAACUCCAAGGAGAUGCUGUCAGCAGUUAUUAUUUUCUUCUUCUUCUGUAAAUACCACAAUAAAUAAAUGGGAUCUUGCACUUA